This is a messenger RNA of Cladophialophora psammophila CBS 110553, 654 nucleotides long. RefSeq lists its product as uncharacterized. The record is from RefSeq and is a predicted model, not a curated record. The transcript has a single exon. Lineage: Eukaryota; Fungi; Ascomycota; Eurotiomycetes; Chaetothyriales; Herpotrichiellaceae. The coding region runs from base 1 to 654 and encodes 217 amino acids.
AUGGCUCCCAAAACGGCACUGCUGGUGGUCGAUAUGCAAGUCGUCUUCGAGCCCAUGACCACAACGGCCCUUCCAAACAUCAUCAUGCUGUGCGAGCAUUUUUCAGCGACCUCGGCGCCCAUUGUGUUCACGAAGCACGGCCAUCCGAAGGUAGAAAUGGUCCCAGAUUCGCGCAGCCAACUGGUCCGCAAGUGGGGGGUGUCUGGCUCUAUCGGCGAAGGCUCGCCCAAGGGAGAGAUCAUGCCCAAGUUGCAUAAAUUCCUGCCUCGGAACUAUCUGAAUAGAACAGCCGAGCAAUGCCAACCACAACAAAAACAACAGGUCACCAUUGGAGAGUCCCUACCGGAGCCCACGGCGCCUGAGUUCCCCAAGCUCGUGCCCAAGAAUACCUAUGACGCCUUUAUUCACACACCCUUGGCAACCAUCCUCGAGCACGCGGGCAUCGAGCGGGUAAUUGUCGUCGGAGUCAUGACGGACUGUUGUGUCGACACGACAGGUAGAGCGGCCUUCAAUCGCGGGUAUGAGACAUGGGUUAUAUCCGAUGCUUGUGGCAGUGCGAAUAGUAGACAGCACGAAGCGGGCAUUCGAGGAUUCAAGUUCGCGUUCGGCGAGGUGAUGACCACGCAGGAGGCGCUCAGACGGAUGACCACCUGA